Messenger RNA from Neoarius graeffei (lesser salmon catfish), 2544 nucleotides. RefSeq names its product mitochondrial ribosomal protein S25 (gene mrps25). The transcript has 4 exons. The coding region runs from base 95 to 616 and encodes 173 amino acids. Gene Ontology annotation, cellular component: mitochondrion. The record is from RefSeq and is a predicted model, not a curated record. Gene Ontology annotation, molecular function: structural constituent of ribosome. NCBI's taxonomy places the organism in Eukaryota, Metazoa, Chordata, Actinopteri, Siluriformes, Ariidae.
UUUUCCUCCUCACAGGAAACAAGGAGUAGAACAAGAACAGCAUGCUCUGCUGUUGAGAGGAAUAUUUUACGUGUUAAUUAAAACAUAUUUAAUCAUGCCGAUGAAAGGAAGGUUCCCUAUACGGAGGACAUUAGAAUAUCUUCAGAAAGGAGAAGUGGUCUUCAAAAACACAGUGAAGAUUAUGACCGUGAAUUACAACACGCAUGGAGAACUGAGUGAAGGAGCAAGGAAAUUUGUGUUCUUCUCUGUGCCACAAAUCCAGUACAAAAAUCCCUGGGUUCAAAUAAUGAUGUUCAAAAAUAUGACCCCAUCACCAUUUCUCCGAUUCUACCUUGAUGAGGGAGAGCAGGUAUUGGUGGACGUAGAAGGAAAGGACUAUAAGGAAAUAACCCAGCAUGUCAGGAAGAUCUUGGGCAAGUCAGAUAAAGUUCUGCAAGCUGAAGCAUUAGCCAAGAUGGAGUCCUCAAACCCAGCGAACUUUGGGCCUAAAAAAUACUUCCUGCGCGAGUGUAUAAGUGAAGUGGAAGGUCAGGUUCCUCACCCAGGUCGCGUGCCCUUGCCAAAAGAGAUGACUGGCAAAUACAGGACCAAAAUGGCCGCUAGCUCUGAGGAUUAAACCUGGCGACAGGAAAAGGGGACAGGAUUGUUGCAUUUCAUCCCUCACUCAGUUCUUCUUCUGCCUAAAUGGACUGCAGUCAGUAUGUGUGGAAAUAACAAGCAGCCAUGGAAGGGUGGUGCGUGUGUGGGUGGUGGUAUUUUUUUUUUUAUAUAUAAAUAACUUUGAUGUUAAAUGAAUCAUUUGACCACAGUAUUCUUAUUUGGUCAGUUUUAUUAGUGCAGUGUUUUGCAUUCUGAACGUGAACAAGCUUCAUUAUUCAAAUGCUACCAGACUUUCCACUGACAUUAGCCACAAGCACAUCAUUUAUGCCGACUAAUUAAAGAAAUCUCCAAAAAAACAAACAUUCUGCAUUCCGCCCUGCGCAGACAUUUUUUUUAUUUAGACCUCUGUGAAGUUGGCAUCCCAUGAGUGUAAAUAAAAGUAUUUUGAUUUGUUUGUGCAUGCAAAACAAAGGUCACUAAAUCAGCCGUUUAAAUGUUUUAUUGACCCAGCACCCCAUAACCACCCAACUGACUCCAAACAAGUCUGAUUCGUUUGUGUACACAAAACCAUAUGCACUUCAUGAUUAAGUUAUUAAACGUUUUCUUGACACAUGACAUCACUCAGCACCCUAUUACUGAAGCACAUUUGUUAAUUUUGCAUGCACAAGUGAAUCAGACGUAUUUGGAGUCAUAUGGGUGUUUAUAGGGUGCUGGAUUAUUAAAACAUUAUUAUUAAAUGAAGUAUUUUUCAUGUUCUCAUCAUAUGGGGUGCCAACUUCAGUUUUUUUUUAAAGUGGUACUCAAUCAGUUAACUUGAAAUACUGCCUAUUCAUGAUAAAUAAAACAGUCCUUUGAAACAGUCAAAGGACCUUUUGUAUUGUGAUUCUCUCCUCAAGUGUAUAAGAUGGACCUAUCAGUGCAGAACUGGUUUAGUGUUAGACAGCAUAUCCAUUUUGUAACGAAAGAGCAGAUUAAAAUAUUUAAACACGCAUCCAACACUGGCAUUGAAGAAGAGACUGGAGAAUUGUGCAGCAUAGAACAUAUGUCAAAAAGCUAUUACAAAGCUACUAAAACAUUCAACACAACAGUUAGUUGCAUUACUCAAAUAAUACGCGAAGGUCACUACUUCGGCUGACAAGCUUCAACAUUGAAACGUGAAAAUGCUUUUUGAAAAUAAAACUAAAUUUCUGCUCAUUUCAGCAAACGACUUGAGAUCAAAAAAGUCUUAAACCAGUGGAGCACAUUCCCAUGACUGCUGGACACAAGAUCUGCAAGCAGUUACACCAGACAUGAAGGGGUUCUUUGCAUUCGAAUGACAUUCUUCAAGGAAAAAGCAGGCACAUACAGUAGAUCUUGAAAUAAGAUGUUUGUAAUAUUAUAGUUUACACAACUACUAUUGAUUAACCCUCUCUAAUUCAAGUCGUACAGAUUUCCUUGGGAGGAAAUGGCUACUGACAUUUGCAACAAAACUAAUUUCAUACUGAAAUACAAAAAAAAAAAUAUCCAUCAGUGUCUUCUUAUUAUGAGAAAUGUAUCAUUACUGUGAGGGGGAGCUUCUUUUUACUAUUCAAAAUCUAGUUAAGAAAAAAAAAACAUUAUGAGGAAAUAUCUUAUUACAAGAAAACAUCUUGCUAUAAGAUAUUUUAUUAAAACAAAUCUUUUUACAACAUAGUCUCUAUGGAUAGUUUCUGAUAACUGGCGCAGUUGACAAAUGUUUUCCUGUAAUAAGAUUUUUUUCAUAAUGAGAUGCUGAUGAGAUUUUUCUUCAAAAAAUGAGAUUUUUGUACAUCUGGGAAGGCAUCAUUAAUGCUGAAUGAUGUAUGCAUGUUUCAAAGCAAUAUGCUGCCAUCCAGACAAACUCUCUUUCAGAGAAGGCCUUCCUUCUUUCAGUAAGACAAUGCCAAACCACAUGGCUCUGUAGUAAAAAAAAAAAAAAAAAAAAAA